AUGAGCGACGACACGUCCGAGUCCGAACUUCCCUCUCGCGCGCUCGAGUCAACCGCGCCCGAGUCACGGUUAACGUGCGACCACGUGUGUUGUUCUACGUCGAACAAUGUCGCCAGCGCGCUGUUCAACGCCGUCGUUCGAGCCGUUGUGUUUCAAUCGAGCGUUUUGUCGUCCACUUCGUCCAAACUCAAAAGUGCGACGGAAUGCGCGAAAGAACUCGAAGAAGCGCUCGUGAGAGGCGCGAAAGGGAGCAACAGAACGCUUGUCGACCUGUCGAACGCCAUCAACGCGUGGACGGCGGGGAAGAAAGGGCUUAUGAGUGGUGUGUUUUCCUCUACAGAGGAUGGCGUAGCGGCGACGACAACACUGCUUCUUGAUAAUGAUGACGCGUGGCCCGAGGCGGAGCGUCACAAGUUAGCCAUUAGGUUGGUAAGAGAUUAUUACGACACGGACUUUCAGGCGCAUUGUCGAAAAUCUUGUGUGGAUGAGGAUGCGUUGUUUGAGCACAAGAUAAGCUGUAAAUUUCUUCCGGUUUCGUGUUCGAACGAAGGAUGCCCCGCGAGUUUCAGCAAGCAUUCUCAAGAAAAACACGACAACCGAUGCUCUUACAAGCUCAUCGACUGCAGACUGGAGUGUGGGCGGCAAAUCGCCCGAGGAGAGAUGGAAGCCCACGCAGCAGGCGACUGCGCCAUGCGAGAAGUGGAAUGCCCUUACGCUGAGUUGGGAUGCCAGCAUCCCGUCAGACUAGGGAAAAUGUCUGAACAUCUGUUUGAGAAUGCUGAAAAUCAUUUGCGCAUGCUUUAUACCGCCGAGACCAAGGUAUCGACGCGUGUGAGCGCGCUCGAGAGGUGGGCGCAAGCCGUCGUCGAUGACGACGAGCACAGGCGCGAAGGCCUUCGCGCGAUCGACACCGCCCUUCUCACCCUCGAAACCAAGCAUGCAGAACUCGACAAAAGCCAUGUGGGGUCUAAAUCUCACAUCACCAAGCUGGAGUCGCGCGUCAAGGACCUCGAAGCGACGGUAAAGAAGCAAUCUGCCGAGCUCGCUUCGUUUCGCAAAACCGUCGACGGCUUACGGCAAUCGUUCGCGCAAAUUGCCAAGCAAUAG
Molecule: messenger RNA, 1107 nt
Organism: Ostreococcus lucimarinus CCE9901
Lineage: Eukaryota; Viridiplantae; Chlorophyta; Mamiellophyceae; Mamiellales; Bathycoccaceae
Exons: 1
Coding region: 1-1107 (368 amino acids)
Molecular function (GO): zinc ion binding
Source: RefSeq, a predicted model, not a curated record